Molecule: messenger RNA, 1704 nt
Organism: Orbilia oligospora ATCC 24927
Lineage: Eukaryota; Fungi; Ascomycota; Orbiliomycetes; Orbiliales; Orbiliaceae
Exons: 1
Coding region: 1-1704 (567 amino acids)
Source: RefSeq, a predicted model, not a curated record
AUGGUUGGACACAUCGGUGCUAAUGGUGCAUGGUUUGGCUUAAAGGGACCUACUAUAUUUCCGAUAAUCUUCGCCGCAAUCGCAGGCGGAUUUCUACAGGCUAUCGCCCUGAAGCACGCCCAGAAAGGCACUGAACUAGGCACACUCGAACAGUUAACACGAACCAUAAACAUCUUCAGUGCCAUCACGACUCCGUAUUUCAUCAAGACAUACAACUGGCUCUCUCUUAUUCUUUUAUUACUUUGGGCUAUAUCUCCAUUGGGUGGCCAAGCGUCACUACGCCUGUUAUCCACAAAGGUCGUUACCUUCCAGAACCCGACCAGUGUCCGUUUCCUAAGCCCUACGAACAUAACCAGCUAUCUUUCCGAGGGUACCCGUAAUUAUGGAACCUGGAGGGCCCAGGCCGAAGCAGUCUACAGCGCAAGUUUGUUGGGCAUAGGAUCAGCGAAAACCCGUCCUGUUGACCUUUGGGACAAUGUCCGAAUACCAAACAUAGAAGUUCUGGAGAAGCAAAUGCCUAACGGAACGGACGGUUGGUACGACGUUACCAACAAGAACACCACCUAUUCAUCGCUCUUAGGAAUUCCGAUCCGAGGGCUUACUGAGAACAUCACAGUAGAUGUUCAAACAAGCUACUCGAAAGUCGGUUGUUCCUUUUUCGGACUUCUUGACAGCAAAAAAUGUUUCCAACACGAAGACGACCGUUGUCUUAACGUCAGCCAUCCCCACAUCCCAGAUUGGUAUUUCCCUUUUGUGGACCCCUCUACCAAUUUUGUGGGGUACGGCAGUUAUCUUUUCGUUGGUAUGAAUAUUAGUCAGGCCGCAUACGAACUUCCCGGUGGCACUACGGCUCCAGAUCCAGUGGACAUAAUUUUCGAAUCUGGAGGCUUAGGCGGGAUGUCGGUCGCUAGGUGUAAACUCUCGCAGACAUACCUUGACGUUCAGGUGACUUGUCGUUCUUCCAGGUGCGCUGUUUCCAAGCUCCGCCGCUUAUCGAUUGGAACACAGCGCCCGCCGUUGUUCUACAGAUCUACACCGGGAAUAGCUGGUACUAUCUCAAACUUUGUAAGAGAUCUCACGAUGGUCUCAAAAGCAGGAAAGCCGCUAUUUAGCAACACUAAUCAAGGCUACAUAUACAACCCUGAUGAUCCCUUAUCCUCCAUUGGCGACUGGGUAAACAUUGCGGAUGUGGGGAUUGACAACUUUGAGAUACGGAUGACACAGUUAGUCAAUACUUUGAUGUUGGCUGCCCAAGGCCCGGCGCUAUUCAACACCGGUCACGAUAUUGAGGAUGACGUUUUUUCUGAGCGUCUGGGACGAGUUGUUUCCGCCCAAUUUUCUACCGGAGAAUCUAUGACCCAGCAAGAGUUAUUCAUCUGCUAUAAGGACUGGGCCGUAUUGAUGCUAUUCGCAGCCGUGCUACUGUUUGCGAUCGGAAUCUCAAGCGCAAUCAUCGCAUAUACUACACUAGCCCCCGACACACUUAGUUCCCUUUCAGUUCUGGCGGCCGAGAGCCAGUAUUUUGAUAUCGAGAGUAAGGGUUCCACGCUUGAUCGCGACGGGAAAGCUAUUGCCUUGAAGAGCCGGUUUGUAAAACUAGGAGAUGUAGAGGCGUCUGGUGAGACAGGAUAUAUCGCCCUUGCGACAGUGGACACGGAUAAUGUAACGGUUGGAGAUCUGAAAACAGAUCGGGUUUAUAGGUAA